UAUUGUAUUGGUUGUAUAAGUACAGCAAAUACAACCAAAAUACAACGAAAUCGUCAUAUACGUACUCCAUACCUAAUAAUUGCUGAAACGAGGAUGCUGUGUAAUAACCUAUAGCUGCAGCAGUACUGUUGCUUCAUCUUCUCUCUAAGAACCCAAAAAAAACCUCCAUUAGUCUUACCACAACAGAAUCAUUCCCUGCAUCAAAUCAGCAGCCCUGCAGCCAUGAGCUCCAAAUUGCACCAAUAACAAACCAUUUCCUCCAAAUCAUAGCUCCCACCACAGCUUCCAUGAACGAGAGAGAAACCCAAGAUCCCAUGAACGUUAACUCGUUCUCCCAACUCCCUUUCAUCCGCCGAGAACACAAGCCGCCGGAUCCACCCAUCCGCCUGUUCGGCUUCGACUUCCCUUCAACUUCCUCAAACACAAGCAGCAACAACAGCAGCAACACCACCACGCAUGUUCCCAACCACACGGCGAGGAAGUUCGAGUGCAACUAUUGCUUCCGCAACUUCCCAACAUCUCAGGCGCUCGGCGGACACCAGAACGCACACAAACGCGAGCGCCAGCAAGCCAAGCGCGCCCACCUUGCUGCGGCAGCCGAAGCUCAUUUGCACGGUAUGAUUGCUUUCCAGUGUUAUAAUUCAUGGCGUUUGUUUAAGGGGAAGGGUUAUGUGGCAGAGGAGAGGACUUUGGAUUUGUUUAGGAGGGGGGAGGAGACUUCAGUGAUGACUUCUCAAUGGGAGUGGCAUGGUUGUAGUGACUGUAAGGAUGGUGUUAGCCUUGAUCUUCACUUGUAGUUCCUUGUAAAAAUGAAGUUUUUUA
This is a messenger RNA of Phalaenopsis equestris, 822 nucleotides long. Its product is annotated as zinc finger protein GIS2-like. Lineage: Eukaryota; Viridiplantae; Streptophyta; Magnoliopsida; Asparagales; Orchidaceae. Gene Ontology annotation, molecular function: DNA-binding transcription factor activity. The record is from RefSeq and is a predicted model, not a curated record. Gene Ontology annotation, biological process: trichome morphogenesis; trichome differentiation; response to gibberellin. The transcript has a single exon. The coding region runs from base 288 to 797 and encodes 169 amino acids.